Rana temporaria (common frog) is the source of this 5406-nucleotide messenger RNA. It is a transcript of the gene EPHA7, whose product is annotated as EPH receptor A7. Bases 196 to 3420 code for a protein of 1074 amino acids. Gene Ontology annotation, molecular function: ATP binding; protein binding; transmembrane-ephrin receptor activity. Gene Ontology annotation, cellular component: plasma membrane; neuron projection. NCBI's taxonomy places the organism in Eukaryota, Metazoa, Chordata, Amphibia, Anura, Ranidae. Gene Ontology annotation, biological process: axon guidance; cell surface receptor protein tyrosine kinase signaling pathway; protein phosphorylation. The record is from RefSeq and is a predicted model, not a curated record. The transcript is spliced from 19 exons.
UUAGAGGAGCUGCACAAGGCAGGAAUGGAUGUGUACUGCUGGAACUCCUAGGGAACCCAUGAGAGAAAUACAGAGACUACACGGGCAGCACAUGACCACUGUCCGCCCGCCACCCCUGCAAUAACUUCAAGCACAUACACACAAGAGUUCUGCAAUUACUGUUAGCAACUCCUGGCCACCAGCGCUGAAUGCACCAUGGUUCUUCGUGUCUGGCACCUUGCUUGGAUUACAUUAGGCUCCUGGCUCGCUCUUUUUGCACAUAUCGGGGAGGCACAGACAACGAAGGAAGUUAUUUUGCUGGAUUCCAAAGCACAACAGACAGAAUUGGAAUGGAUCUCUUCUCCUUCCAGUGGGUGGGAAGAAAUCAGUGGCUUGGAUGAAAAUUACACACCAAUUAGAACUUAUCAGGUAUGUCAGGUCCUGGAACCCAACCAGAACAACUGGCUGCGGACUAACUGGAUUUCAAAAGCCAAUGCACAAAGGAUUUUUGUUGAGUUAAAGUUCACAUUAAGGGAUUGUAAUAGUCUUCCUGGUGUACUGGGAACCUGCAAGGAAACGUUUAACUUGUAUUAUUACGAAACAGAUUACGAUACUGGCAGAAACAUGAGAGAAAAUCAAUAUGUGAAAAUAGACACCAUUGCCGCAGAUGAAAGUUUUACCCAAGGAGACCUUGGUGAGCGAAAAAUGAAACUUAACACAGAGGUUCGGGAAAUUGGGCCUCUCUCAAAAAAGGGAUUUUACCUGGCAUUUCAGGACGUAGGAGCCUGCAUUGCCCUGGUUUCAGUAAAAGUGUACUAUAAAAAGUGUUGGACCAUUAUUGAGAAUUUGGCCAUCUUCCCUGACACUGUUACUGGCUCUGAAUUCUCCUCCUUGGUUGAAGUAAGAGGGACUUGUGUCAGCAAUGCAGAGGAAGAGGCAGAAAAUUCUCCAAAGAUGCACUGCAGCGCUGAAGGUGAAUGGCUGGUUCCCAUUGGAAAGUGUAUCUGCAAAGCAGGAUAUCAACAGAAAGGGGAUACAUGUGAACCAUGUGGUCGUGGAUUCUAUAAAUCGUCAUCUCAAGACUUGCAAUGCUCACGGUGCCCAGCACACAGCUUCUCUGACAGGGAAGGCUCAUCCCGUUGUGACUGUGAAGAUGGUUAUUACCGAGCCCAUUCUGAUCCACCUUAUAUCGCCUGUACAAGACCACCCUCAGCACCACAAAAUCUAAUUUACAAUAUCAACCAGACAACAGUGACCCUGGAAUGGAGUCCUCCUGCAGACAGUGGUGGAAGAAAUGAUGUUACAUAUCGAGUCAUAUGUAAACGCUGCAGCUGGGAUCAGGGGGAAUGUGUACCCUGUGUAAAUACUGUUGGAUUUGUGCCACAGCAAAGUGGAUUAGUAGAUACUUACAUAACUGUUGUGGACCUUGUUGCUCAUGCUAACUACACAUUCGAAGUUGAAGCUGUGAACGGUGUGGCAGACCUGAGUCGAUCCCAAAGGUUAUUUGCUGCAGUCAGUAUCACCACUGGCCAAGCUGCUCCUUCCCAAGUAAGUGGCGUAAUGAAGGAAAGAGUGUUACAGCGCAUUGUGGAUCUAUCCUGGCAGGAGCCUGAACAUCCCAAUGGAGUCAUCACAGAAUAUGAAAUCAAGUAUUAUGAAAAGGAUCAAAGGGAGCGUACAUAUUCUACAUUGAAAACAAAAUCAACAUCUGCUUCCAUCAAUAAUCUUCGACCUGGGACAGUUUAUGUGUUUCAAAUCCGAGCCUUUACUGCUGCUGGCUAUGGAAUGUACAGUCCUAGGCUUGAUGUCACUACCCUGGAGGAGGCUACCGGUAACCUUUCAACUUUUUUCUACACUACAGCUGUAACCAGUGAGCAGAAUCCAGUCAUUAUAAUUGCAGUGGUUGCCGUGGCAGGCACUAUUAUUCUGGUCUUCAUGGUUUUUGGCUUCAUCAUAGGGAGAAGGCAUUGUGGUUAUAGCAAAGCUGAUCAGGAAGGAGAUGAAGAACUUUACUUUCAUUUUAAAUUUCCAGGCACCAAAACUUACAUUGACCCUGAAACAUACGAAGAUCCAAAUAGAGCUGUCCAUCAAUUUGCCAAGGAGUUAGAUGCAUCCUGUAUAAAAAUUGAGCGCGUGAUUGGUGCAGGAGAAUUUGGCGAAGUGUGCAGUGGUCGGCUGAAGCUUCCUGGAAAAAGAGAUGUAGCUGUUGCUAUAAAAACCCUUAAAGUUGGCUAUACAGAAAAACAGAGAAGAGACUUUUUGUGUGAAGCGAGUAUAAUGGGCCAGUUUGACCAUCCAAAUGUUGUUCAUUUGGAAGGAGUUGUAACACGCGGAAAGCCAGUAAUGAUUGUAAUUGAAUACAUGGAGAAUGGAGCUCUAGAUGCAUUUUUAAGGAAAUCUUUGGAAAUGUUUACUUCAGCUCCCAAAAAUAAACGUACAGGAUCUACUCAGACAAUGCCCUUUGUAAAAGUCCAAACACUAAACACCCCGGGAUCAAAUGCCCAGAAAUCUUUGGAAAUGUUUACUUCAGCUCCCAAAGGUAAACGUACAGGAUCUACUCAGACAAUGCCCUUUGUAAAAGUCCAAACACUUAACACCCCGGGAUCAAAUGCCCAGAAGCAUGAUGGACAGUUCAAUGUCAUCCAGUUGGUUGGGAUGCUGAGAGGGAUAGCAGCUGGAAUGAGAUAUUUGGCUGACAUGGGAUAUGUACAUCGCGAUCUUGCUGCACGAAACAUUCUGGUCAACAGUAAUCUUGUCUGCAAAGUGUCUGACUUUGGAUUAUCUCGAGUCAUAGACGAUGAUGCAGAUGCAGUAUACACAACAACAGGAGGAAAAAUUCCAGUCAGAUGGACAGCUCCAGAGGCAAUUCAGUACCGCAAGUUUACAUCAGCCAGCGAUGUGUGGGGUUAUGGAAUUGUAAUGUGGGAAGUCAUGUCGUAUGGAGAAAGGCCUUAUUGGGACAUGUCAAAUCAGGAUGUCAUAAAGGCUAUCGAGGAAGGUUAUCGGUUACCAGCACCAAUGGACUGUCCUGCUUGUCUUCAUCAACUGAUGUUAGAUUGUUGGCAGAAGGAACGUGGGGAAAGGCCCAAAUUUGAACAAAUUGUUGGUAUUCUAGACAAAAUGAUUCGCAAUCCCAACAGUUUGAAAACUCCAAUGAAUACUUGUAAUAGACCUGCAAGCCCACUAUUGGACCAAAACACCCUUGAUUUCUCAACAUUCUGCUCUGUUGGAGAGUGGCUAGAAGCUAUUAAGAUGGAACGAUAUAAGGAAAAUUUCAGUUCAGCAGGAUACAAUUCCCUUGAUUCUGUGGCCAGGAUGACUAUCAAUGAUGUCAUGAGCUUAGGAAUUUCAUUGGUCGGCCACCAAAAGAAGAUUAUGAGCAGUAUUCAGACUAUGAGAGCACAAAUGUUACACCUUCAUGGAACAGGGAUACAGGUGUGAUAGAAAGCCCUCCCUAAAAAGGGAGGAAGGACUAUGAGAUAACAGCACUGGCCUUCACUAUACAAUAACUGCUGCUAGAAUAUGCUCAGUUUACUGAGCCUUCUGUACUACAGUUUCUGCAGUAGAUGAAAACCAACUAGAUCCUCAAGCACCUACAGACUUGAACUCCUAAGUGCCACCGGACCUUACCUGAGUGAGAAAUUGGAUCAAAACUAUGUGGCAAGGAAAACAGCAGUAAUAACAAAGUACUACCUGAUCAAAAACAACAAAAUAGAGCUCUUUAACCUCCUUUUUGCCCAAUGAACUUUUUUCAAAUGUACUGUACAUAAAUAAUUUUGAAAAAGAAUAUAUUUGUUGGACAAAAUCUCAAGAUUGUUGGUAAAUACGGCAAACUAUUUUCCUUAAGCUGUGUUUUAUGAUAUAACCUUAUUUUUUAAUGUGUUAUUCUCCUUAGAUUUUCUUUUGAGGGUAAAUAUGUUUAAUUGCACACAGAUUAGGAGACUUUGGCAUGAUUACAAGUUAUAUUUUGAAUGCUGUUAUUUAGGCAUCUUAGAUAUCUAUGUAGAUGUUGGUAAAUCAUCAGCUGGUGAGUAAAAUCUGCAGGUUAAUAACUGUUUAUUUUUAGAUAUUUUCUAAAGACUUGCUGAAUACAAAGCAAUAAUGGCACUCAGUGCGGCCAUGGCACCUUUGAUACAGCGUACACAGUGAAAACAUUAUGUGAUUUAUAAAUUGCUAAAUUGAGAGUUAUUUAAUUCUCUGAGAAACAGGGUCUCCUAAAAUACGUACAAGAAACAGUACUGUAAAGUAUCAAGCCUUCCCUAUGCGAAUGUCAAUUUUAAUAAAAAAAAGACUAUUGUGAUAAAGUCACUGUCUAAACCUUUCACUGCCUGCGAUAACUGCAAGGUGACUGAGAAAUCAGCUUUUUUUUUUUCUUUUCUUUUUACAACAAUUUGAAAUAGCCAAAUUAUAUUUUGUACAAGAUCUUGUAAAAUGCAAUUCCUAUUUGAUUGUAUGGUUUUAGAUUUUGUAUUUAUAUAUCAGGGUGAAAAGGGUAGCUCUUAUGUUUUAAAGAGUUUGACAUGUUAAAACACCCACUCUUUAGGACUGGUUAACUAAAUUAGUCAUUUUCAGUGUAGACUGUGUUUUUUUUUUUUUUUUCAAAUAUCUAAUCAGGUUCAGGAAGUGUCCAACCUUUUUAAACUCCCACAAGCCUGGUUGGGUAUUUAAAGUAAACACGGACUGAAGCAAUAUGCACUACUAUAGUAAACCAGCCCUCACUGCAUCACAUUAAAUAGGUUAGUACCUUUGUUUUUUAAGUAGGUAACUAUCAGACGAGAACAGUUUUCGUCUUUUUUUUCUGUCUACCAGAAGCAAUAAUGAAUUGUGUCUUUCUAAAUAUUCCCUCUGUGCAUAACUUUAGAGUAAGAGAUAUAUUUGUAAAAUAUGUUAGAUGGUGGAUGACCCAUCAUGUAGAAUCCUGUCCUUCCGAAAAGAUUUGGGUUGCUUAAAGAAAGAUCCCAGGGAUCAGAAAUUGGUCUUCUUUGAUUAUGUGGGCAUCCACAGAAAUUGUAAAUGUUUCAGUGUAAAGUGUGUAAAUUUUAUUUAUACUGUCUUGUUUUGUACACACAUUUCUCUGUAGUGAGCUCUGAAUAUGUUGAAAUGCACUAUAUUUUUCUAUUUUACUUGCAGAGGAUCACAAAAACAGGUAUUUCAAUGCUACAUUAUGUAUUUUACCAUAUAGGACCAAAGAUGGCUGCAGAAAACACAAACAGAUUAUCUCUUCUACUUCUGUUACUUUACACUCAUUCAGAUCUCUGUACAUUGUUAUUUUAUGACAUUUUAUUUAUUUGAUUGUUAGGAAAAAAAGAUCAUUUCUAAGAUGUUUCCUUAAAAAGAAAAUACUAAAUCGCAUUUACAAUAUUUCCAUUUCAUAGACACUUCCAUUUGUAAUCUUUGUAAUAGACUGUAAAUAUAUUUUUGGAAGUA